AUGUCUAGAUAUAUACCGUCGUGGCUCGUUUGGGGCCGCUUCGGCGCGGCUGGGCUGCCAUCACCCCCUUCCACAGGGCUGGUAGCAUUGCGACAGGCUUUUCGUCCAUCAAGAAACGUUGGAAAGCCUCAGGCUUUACCGUUUCCACUGCCGUUACGAGCGGCCUCUACUCUCGCUCCGAGUCAAUACAGAACCCAGAACCAUGGAAGCAAAAUACCCUGCGGCUUCGAAUUCGGCAGUGGCAGAUUAUCGACCAUCCGUACAGCAUAUAUCUACAACGGCCGGAGUCCUCUCGCACUGCGGGUGCUGUCGAGGCGCUCAUAUAGCAGCAAUACCCCUGAUAAUAAAGAAAUACGGUCAAAGGAGGCGGUGGGAAAGGACACAAAGCCUGGACAGUCGAAGACCGAGGACGAGACGCAGCAUGGCAUCCCUAAUGCAGAGAACGCCUCCAAAGCAGAGAGCCAAGCUGAAUCAUUAGCUUCCUCUGUAUCUAAAUAUUUGCAUUUACCAAAGAUGCCACAUCGCCCGACAAAGGAGGAGCUUCUGUCUGCAGCGAACGGCUUCUGGGAGCGCUUGAGGGUGCGCUUCAAAUGGAUGUCUAUCAGAAGUAUGCGACCGUGGAAUGCGGACGAAUGGGGCGCGUUUGUUUCAUGGUUUUUAUUUGGCCAUAUCGUUUGGAUCCUGGUCGGAACAACUACCUUCUUUUCCCUCCUCAUCCUUUCUAUCAAUACUGUCUUUGCCCAAGAAACGCUCGCGAAAUGGAUUGGAGACUACUUGACUCAGUCAGCAGGAGUCACCGUCGUGUUCGAAUCUGCCAUUGUUCCCAAAUGGGGAGAUGGCGUGAUUGCUUUUCGCAACGUAUUUGUCUCUCGCCGCCCAGGACAAGUCACGUCGUCUGUCAGCAAAGGGUCUUACGAUGAGGCAGCUGCGGCGGCCGCUGGUCGUCAAGCACAGCUUGCCACUUCCGAAGAUACACAAGACGAUGGCAACUACACGCAAUUUGACGUUACAAUUGCCAACGUCAAUGUGACCCUUUCAUUUCUAAAUUGGUGGAACGGAAAGGGUCUACUGAAAGAUGUGGAAGUCAACGGAGUUCGAGGUGUGGUCGAUCGAACGUCAGUACGAUGGCCGCUUGUACCUUUGGACCCUUAUUCAUACAGGCAUGAGCACCAACCAGGCGAUUUCGAAAUCGAAUCAUUCAAGCUUGAAGAUUUGCUUGUAACUAUACACCAACCAAAUGGCUUCCGACCAUUCUCUGUGAGUAUUUACUCUUGCGAGUUGCCACAGCUGCGGAAGCAAUGGCUCUUUUAUGAUUUCCUGGCUGCGACACAUGUGUCUGGCUCAUUCGAUGGGUCACUUUUUACAAUACACCCACGGCAAGUCCAUGGCAUUCCGUCCAACCAUUAUCAAGGAGGACCAAUGGACGCUGGCGAGUCCAAAGCUUGGAAAAAGUCAAGCCGCCUCCGAAUUGAUGGGCUAAAAAUUGACCAUUUAAACCGUGGCGUGGAAGGUCCCUUUGGAUGGAUCUACGAGGGCGACGUGGAUAUCGUUGCCGACGUCAUGUUUCCCGCUGACAAUGACGAGAGUCUCACCAAAGUCAUGGCUGAUUUCUACGACCAGCUGGAAGAAGUCGUCGUGGCCAAUAGGCACCGAUUCCUCCGCAACACGGUUGAGGAGUCGGUCCCUCAGCCUCUGGUGGUCCAGUCGGGUCACAUAUCAGAAGCUGCCACGGCACCGCCACAAGCAGAGGAGGGAAACAAGGCGGCGACUUCAACUCCGGGCGACGAAGAUCGGCGCUUCUUCAUCAUGGAUCUUCGAAUUCACCUUAACGACGUCAAGGCCGCGAUGCCCUUGUUCACCAAGGACAUGUCCUACGUCAACCAGGCACUGGUUCGUCCCAUCGUGGCGUACAUUAAUGCCAAGAAGACGUACAUUCCCAUAUCGUGCCGCAUCGUCAAGCGCGUCAGCGAUUUUGACGGCUCCUGGACCGUAUUCGACUGCGGUCUGAUGGACGAUGCGUCCGCCGAGACGUACGAGGCCUUUGCGCAGGACAUUGAAGAUCGGCACUCGCGCGUCCGCCGCUUCAGAAAAGUUGGCUUCUGGACCUUGUCGCUCGCCAUCCACGCUCUGUUUAUGGGCAUGGCGGGCCAUGUCGUCUGA
This is a messenger RNA of Akanthomyces muscarius, 2160 nucleotides long. RefSeq lists its product as uncharacterized. The transcript has 2 exons. Bases 1 to 2160 code for a protein of 719 amino acids. Gene Ontology annotation, cellular component: mitochondrial inner membrane. The record is from RefSeq and is a predicted model, not a curated record. NCBI's taxonomy places the organism in Eukaryota, Fungi, Ascomycota, Sordariomycetes, Hypocreales, Cordycipitaceae. Gene Ontology annotation, biological process: mitochondrion inheritance.